This is a messenger RNA of Daphnia pulicaria, 3307 nucleotides long. It is a transcript of the gene IntS8, whose product is annotated as integrator complex subunit 8-like. NCBI's taxonomy places the organism in Eukaryota, Metazoa, Arthropoda, Branchiopoda, Diplostraca, Daphniidae. Bases 96 to 3128 code for a protein of 1010 amino acids. Gene Ontology annotation, biological process: snRNA 3'-end processing. The transcript is spliced from 13 exons. Gene Ontology annotation, cellular component: integrator complex. The record is from RefSeq and is a predicted model, not a curated record.
AAGGAUUUUAGCUAGUCGUCUGCUGAAUUCAAACAACUUUCAUUGGUGUCGGUGUGUUUGUCUAUUCAUAUUAACGUUUUCUGACUUAUUCGAAUAUGGAGGUUGGCCCACGACCUGUCGCAGAUCCAGAAGGCACCAUAUUAUGGUUCGAAUAUUUGUUAGAUUCUUCGUUGUUGGAAAAACAGCUUUUGCGUGAAAAUUCAGAUGCCCAAGCAACAGAGUUGAUAAUAGAGUUCUUGGUGAAUUCUCAUAACUUGAAUAUAUCAGAAAAAAAUGGCAGUAAAGUUAUUGAUGUUGAAGCUACAGAAGCAUCCAGUGGCAGUGAACCAAAAACAAGGAAAAGCUUGGCUUUAAAGAUUUUAGCACUGAAAUGUGCAGCUCAUUUGAAGUGGAACUUUCAGUUACUAGAGAAUCGUGUUCCCUUGACACUACAGCAGUUGCUAUACCAAGAUCUUUUGUUCUUCUCCGAAAAUGGGAAAGUUGAUAUAAAAUCACACAUCUCCUUGGAUUUUAGAGAGGCAAGCCCUCACACAAUAUUUGCCAUUUCCACUUAUCACAGAUGGGUUUUGUGGGCACUUAAAUCAAUCCAGAUUAUUACAAAACCAAACAAAGUUUUGCACAUACCAAUGCCAGGUGGGCAGGGUCCAACUUUUGUUCCACCUCACAUUACUGAGGCUAUGCUGAACUCUCUCAAGUUACAAGCCAUUGAUUCUGUUAUCAUUUUAGAGAACAUUCUCAAGGAAUUAAAUGGACAGAAAAUGAUUAUGCCCACCAUCAACACCUUCGUGAGCUUAACCGAAACCUCAACGAAUGCGAGUGAACACAGAUGGCAAGAGGGUUACAGUAUUUCAAUAGAAGAGUUUGAGCUUCAGUUGCGAUGUGAUUUGGCUGUGUGGUUUAUGUUUGCAAAUCAGUAUUCGGCAGCCAAACGCCACUUACAAGUUGUCGGGAAAUUGUUCACUGAUUGCCAGUCACGAAAAAUGGAAUACUGCAGUAUUUCGGCACCAUAUUUGAAAGGCUUCCUUUCCGCUUGUCAAAUUCAAGAAGUUGAAGGAGAAAAAUCGUUAACAGAAAAGAUGCACGAGUCUAUUAAAAAUCAUUAUGUUGGCUUUCUCAACGUUUUACAAGAGGAUAAUAUUCGUCGUGAAGUUCCUAUACAUUACCGAGGAAUGGCUGAAUUGGAUUUACUAAGUGCGGCUGCUAGCGGCAAGUUUACCAUCGCAAAAGAUCUUGUUUUCAAAGUCCAAACUUUGAACGUAGUUCGAAGGACGCUAGCGGAUCACCAUAUACCGCAAACUUAUUUCAAGUUACUGAGUGACGAGGGUGGAAGUGGAUUUCAAUAUCUCAUAUCGGCAUUAGAACAAGUUCAUCAAAUUGGCAACAAACAGGACAAGAACAAAAUCAAAGGACUUCUGCUAAAGGUUCUCAUAAUUGGCGGAGAUAAUAUCAAAAAUUCUCUAUUGCUCAACAGUUCGCUGAAAGAAAUUUUGCAUGGAGAAUCCGACAAAGUAAAACCCACUGUAGAUCACUUGCCUUUCAGUCCAGAUUUUCCUCAUUCAUUAUUACCUCAAAUUGAGUGUGGAGAACUAAUCCAACAGCUGAUUGAAUCCUACCACACUUCUGAGAUCCAAACUUUACUGGACCGGUUAUCUCACGGUUGGCCAAAUCGACCGUUGUGGACUCUCUACAAAAAAUGGGAGAUACCGAUUCCGUUUCAAAGUGCUGUCAUGAAUUUGCCGAAAGGGAUGCUACAAGACUGGUCCUACAUUCUUCUAGCGAAAUAUCGAGAGCUUCUUAGCUUACAAGAUUUUGCUGGUGCUGUGGAAAUGCUGAAAGCAGUUGAGGAACGUGGCCGAACUAAACAAUUAACGAAUACUCAAGCAGGUGGCAAACUUUUUAAGCUUUGUGAAUGGGAAAUUCUCUUGGUGGACGUGCUGCAAUUUCUUCAUGAAUGGCCCAUUUCUAGCAGUUCCAGUCGUUUUGUGGAGCUAACCACCCAGUGCCGCGGAUGUCUCGGAGCUUUGCAACGGGGUGAAACUAUAUUUCCACGUUCUGAAGUAGUCGACUACUGUGUAGCAUUGUUGCUUGCAGCCUGUGAAUGGGAAUUCCUGUUAGGGCUUGACGUUCGCUGGAAUCUUAACUUGAAUGUUGAACUGGCAUCAAGUUUGGCAGCCGUCUGUUACGAUUUACAACGGGACCGUGAGCGACCUACGCGUAAAAAUUCAAAGUCUUUGUGGGAGCUGAUUAUUCCGGCGUUUAAUCCGGCCUCAUCCAACAGUGGAACGAUCGCCUCCCAAGGAGGAGGCUCCUCUUUAAAACGUACAGCUGCCGGUGCUUUGCAACAAGGUGCAAGUUCGUCUCGAGAUUCGCCCAAUGCUAACGUACCGAUGGUCAAUCGAGCUGCCCUAUCCAAAUUCUGCCAACUUCUUUACGAACCACAGUCGCUGAGUAUCAUACUUUCUUUGUUCGUGCGCCUACACAACGUUGUGCAGGACGAGGCAAAUUUAGAGAUCACUGCUGAUCUGUCAUCGCUUUGGCCAGCUGUACUCAGUAACGCCAACAGUUACUAUUUGCCGGGCAUCGGGGAAAUUCUCAGCCAGCUACUAGAGAGAGCCCUAUCUUUAUACCCACUGAAUACAGCUUGGUUAAAGCUACAAGGUGAUCUACAUUUUGCCCAAGGAUUUCACUCGGCUGCAAUGAGCUGUUACAUGACAGCAUCCUCUCUCGCAAGUGAUUACUUUCAUCAAGUCGUUCCAAAACAGGUUCUGGAUGAAGCUACUAUCCGUAGAAUGAUCAAGUGUUCGCAUUCGGCUUCGUGUUUCACACAGUCUGCCCUUCUUUGUCAGUUGCUAGAAGAAAUAGACUACGCUACUGCCUUUCGCUGCUUGCAAGAACGUGGAUGUAACGAUGCCAUGGACUCCCUGUACCCAUUCAUUUGGGACGUAACUCUGCUGGAAUUUAUAAUUCAACUACACCACAAGAGAGGCGAAACCCAGCGAAAAACGGUGGCAUUGAAAGCUAUCGGUAUGCUUGAACUCAAUGCAAAUAACAAUGAAGAGAUUCUGCGCGAAGCAGCAGCUCAAAGAAAAGCUCAGUUUCUACGCUGUCUCGCGAAGCAAUAUCUUUGAAAGUUCACAGAAGAUGAUUACACGUUCAUUUAUUUGGGAUUAUAUCUGAAUUCAUACAUACAUAUAUAACUUUCUAAAACUCUUGUAUCCUUGCCCAAAAAUUCAAUCGUAUGUUUCAUUCCCUUUCAGCGCUGGCUGAAUCCCGAGCGAAAUUUAAAUAAAGAAUAAAAAAAUAAAAA